GGAUUGUGGGUGUGGGGCCCAUGUGAGGCUCGGAGAGGACUCGGAGGAGUGUUUGGUUUCCUCAAGCAUUUGUCCAGUCAGACAUUUUAAAAUGGCAUCCAAACAAGAAAUAAUGAGUGACCAGCGGUUUAGGCGUGUUGCCAAGGACCCGAGAUUUUGGGAAAUGCCAGAAAAGGAUCGAAAAGUCAAAAUUGACAAGAGAUUUCGAGCAAUGUUUCAUGACAAAAAGUUCAAAUUGAACUACGCGGUGGAUAAAAGAGGACGUCCCAUCAACCACAGCACAACAGAGGACUUGAAACGUUUUUACGACCUUUCAGAUUCUGAUUCAGAUGUCUCUGAUGAAGAUAACAAAGUAUUGAGCCAAAAGAAAAUGAAGAAGAAAAAAGCCCAGACUAGAAAUGAAGUAGAAUCAAAAAAUCUUGUUGAGGAGAAAAAUGAAGAAACUAAGAAAGUUAAUCAAAAAGAUUCUGGGAAUAAAAACAAUUUAGAUAACUCUGAGAGAGUUCAAAAAGUGAAAAGCUCAUGCAAAUCUAAGAAGACAGAUUCCAUGAGUCCCAAGACUGAUAGCAAAGAAUUUACACAAAAAAGCCCAGAAGGGAAAAAAAACAUUGUUCAAGAUAGUACAGACUUGUUUCCCAAAGGAAAAGUAAGGAUGACAGACUUGGGCACCUCUGAAAUUGUGCAUUCUCCCAAGGUCAAGUAUUCUGAGACAAGAAGAGGAAUGCAAUCAGUGGUUCCGUUCGUGAUGGCAAGAGACAGUGAUAGUCAUGAAAACUUGAAAGAUUCUCUGGAGGAAGAUUCAGAAAGUGCUAGUGAAACUGGAGGUGAUGAAGAUUCCGAAGAUGAAAUUACAAGCAUUGGUAGAGCUGCCACUGAUGACGUUGACAGUGACGAGGAUGGUGGAGAUGAAAAUGAUGAGGAGGAGGAGGAUAGUGAGGAUGAUGAUGAAAGUGACAGUGGCCCUGAUCUUGCAAGGGGCAAAGGAAAUAUAGAAACUAGUUCUGAAGAUGAAGAAGAUAUGGCAGAUUUACUUCCAGAGGAAUCUGGUUUUGAGCAUGCAUGGAGAGAAUUAGAUAAAGAUGCUCCUCGGGCUGAUGAGAUUACACAUCGAUUAGCAGUUUGCAACAUGGACUGGGAUAGAUUGAAGGCAAAAGAUUUGCUGGCUUUGUUCAAUUCGUUUAAACCUAAAGGAGGUGUUAUAUUUUCUGUAAAGAUAUAUCCUUCGGAGUUUGGAAAGGAGAGGAUGAAGGAAGAGCAAGUUCAAGGACCAGUAGAGUUACUAAGUAUUCCUGAAGACGCCCCUGAAAAGGACUGGACCUCUAGAGAAAAACUGAGAGAUUAUCAAUUCAAACGACUGAAGUACUAUUAUGCAGUAGUAGACUGUGAUUCUCCUGAAACAGCCGCUAAAAUUUACGAAGAUUGUGAUGGCCUGGAAUUCGAAAGCAGUUGUUCAUUUGUAGAUCUAAGGUUUAUACCAGAUGAUAUUACUUUCGAUGAUGAGCCAAAGGAUGUAGCCUCAGAAGUGGAUUUAACAGCAUAUAAACCAAAAUACUUCACAUCUGCUGCAAUGGGAACAUCAACGGUGGAGAUCACUUGGGAUGAAACUGAUCAUGACAGAAUUACAACACUCAAUAGGAAAUUUAAAAAGGAAGAGCUUUUGGAUAUGGAUUUUCAAGCCUACUUAGCUUCCUCUAGUGAAGAUGAAGAGGAGAUAGAAGAGGAGCUACAAGGUGAUGAUGAAAUCAGUGUAGAGGAAGAUGGGAAAACAAAAAGAAGUCAGAAGGAUGAUGAAGAACAAAUUGCUAAAUAUAGGCAGCUCUUGCAAGUUAUUCAAGAAAAAGAAAAGAAAGGCAAAGAAAAUGAUAUGGAAAUGGAAAUUAAGUGGGUUCCAGGCCUUAAAGAAAGUGCAGAAGAGAUGGUCAAAAACAAGUUAGAAGGAAAAGAUAAACUGACCCCAUGGGAACAAUUUUUAGAGAAGAAGAAAGAGAAAAAAAGACUGAAAAAGAAACAGAAGGCUCUUGCUGAAGAGGCCAGUGAAGAUGAAGUUCCCUCUGAUGUUGAUUUGAAUGACCCAUACUUUGCCGAAGAAGCUAAAAAAAUUGGUAUAAAAGAAAAGAAAAAAACAAUGAAAUCUGCGAAAGAUGGCACAUCUCCAGAGGACGAAGCUGAAAUCAAAAGACAGAAGGCUGAAAUGGCCUUGCUCGUGAUGGAUGAGGAGGAAGAGAGCAAGAAACACUUCAAUUAUAACAAGAUCGUGGAGCACCAGAAUCUGAGCAAAAAGAAGAAAAAACAGCUUAUGAAGAAGAAGGAAUUAUUGGAGGAUGACUUUGAGGUAAAUGUUAAGGAUGCACGGUUUCAGGCAAUGUAUACUUCCCACUUGUUCAAUUUGGAUCCUUCAGAUCCUAAUUUCAAGAAAACAAAAGCUAUGGAAAAAAUCCUCGAGGAGAAAGCCCGUCAGAGAGAACAAAAGGAACAAGAACUUACUCAGGCAAUGAAGCAAAAAGAGAAUGAAAUUCAGAAGGAAUCACGAAAGAGGUCCAUUGAUCCUGCCUUGUCAAUGUUGAUUAAAUCUGUAAAAAACAAAACAGAGCAGUUUCAAGCAAGAAAAAAGCAAAAAGUCAAAUAGGUCUAUGUUGUUUCUUUUUGGAUUGAGAAUGUAUAAAGUAUGCAGAAGCAGCAGAAAGGAUAUUUAUUGGGAACAGUGCUACCUUUCAAGAAUAUGAGUGAAAUCUGGCCAUUAUAAAAUUUCUCUCCAUGUAUAACAGUUAGACCUAAUUGUGGAUGAUUGACAGAUUUGUACUGUGUGUUUCCACAGUUUAAUCAUAAUUAAAUUAAUCCUGAUUAUAGGAUUUAUAAAAUUUUUAGAUUUAUAACUCUGUUAGCUUUUUUUAAAAGACUGCUUACAAUUCUAUGUAAAAAUAGAGCAGUGCCCAAGUCUUAAGUCUGAAUUAGAGUUAGGAACAGUUUGAAAAUAUGUACAUGUAAUACAUUAAUUUCUCUGGAAGUAGGAGGCAGAUUUAUGUAUUUGUUUAAAUAACUUAUUUUUCUAGCCAUAACAAAUAAAAGCCAGUAACUUUUUUGUUUGGUCAUGUUUAUUAUAGUUUAUGAAAUUAAUUUGUAAAUAAAAUAUUAUUAUUUUAUAUAA
This is a messenger RNA of Camelus dromedarius (Arabian camel), 3145 nucleotides long. RefSeq names its product ESF1 nucleolar pre-rRNA processing protein homolog (gene ESF1). Gene Ontology annotation, cellular component: nucleus. Lineage: Eukaryota; Metazoa; Chordata; Mammalia; Artiodactyla; Camelidae. Gene Ontology annotation, biological process: rRNA processing. Bases 92 to 2626 code for a protein of 844 amino acids. Gene Ontology annotation, molecular function: RNA binding. The transcript is spliced from 14 exons. The record is from RefSeq and is a predicted model, not a curated record.